Molecule: messenger RNA, 375 nt
Organism: Cryptococcus wingfieldii CBS 7118
Lineage: Eukaryota; Fungi; Basidiomycota; Tremellomycetes; Tremellales; Cryptococcaceae
Exons: 1
Coding region: 1-375 (124 amino acids)
Source: RefSeq, a predicted model, not a curated record
AUGAUGUCUACUAACCAAAGCGUAGUGGAUCCACAAGCUUCCUUGCCGGCAUCCUCACAGCCCUCUCAACCGGUGUCCUCUUUACGACUCACCCGACCAGCAUCCGGUCCCUCUCUUGUGAGUGCUCCGCCUUCUGUGUCAACAGGUGCCAAGUGGAAGGCAGACGAGAUGCGGGCUUCUCAAAGGGCCAGUAGCACAAGGGACGAAGAAGAGUCAGGCUCUGAGGAGGAGGCUGCAGAGGGUCCAGUUGCCAAGAGGGCUCGAAGCAGCCAAGGAGGGAGGAGCGGGCAGGCCGGCAGGGGCGGGCGGGGAGGGCGCGCAGAGAGGGCAAGCAGGGAGAGUAGUGAAUGGAAUAAAUGUUCUGUAGAUGUCUGA